AAUUUAGGAAAUACAUUUGUAAUUUUGGGGGGAAUUUGCUGUAUUUGAAUUUUUUUAAAUCUUUUGUAUUUUAAUGGAAGUUUAUCGGUACAUUUCAGGGAACUUCAUUUGGGAUUUUUGGUGAGGGAUUUCUUUUUUUUGUUUUGUUUUUUAGGUAUUUUCAUGGAAUUUUAGGAAAUAUAUGUACUUUUUUGGGGGGGAAUUUGUCUUGAAUUUUGGGUAAUGGCAUGUGUUAAUAUUUGGGAAUAUAGUGUAAUUUUUUUUGGGGGGGGGGGUUUGUGGGAAAAUGUUGAGGAAAUAUUUUUGGAAUAUUUUGGCUUGAUGAUGAAAUUUCAGUGAAAUGUUUGGGGAUUAGUUCAAGAAACGUUGGGACACUUUUAAGGCGUAAAUGUUUAAGACUUUCACAGAAGUUUUAGGGAACUUGUGUGAAAUUUAAAGUUCAUAAAUGGCUGAGGAGUCCAGACCUGUCAGUGGAAAUGUUCUUCCUGCGGCGGCUGCAGGAGGGGCCGCCUCCAUGUUAAAGAACAUGGAUCUGGUAUCACAGUCCCUGUCGGUGGAAUGGGCAGGCGGCCGAAUACUUUUGUCCACACAGCCUGUUAUAUUUAAUCUUUACGGUGUGUGGUUAAAAAUAAAAUGCGUGUGAAUGCAUCUGUGUUUGUCUGGGGUUAAAGGUCGAGCUGACUCUCUCUCUUCCUGGUAUCCAUGGCGACAGAGCCAUUAAAAACAUGUCAAUAAUUAAUGUGGACUUUUGAGUCCAGUGUGUGUUUUGCAUGAAGUUUUCUCCUAAAGCAAACACUCAGAGAGAGAGAGAGAGAGUGUGGUAGAACGAGAGACUUUGGCCCUGCAGCAGGAAGUCCCUGUCAUCGCGGCCGCCGUCUCCGUGGUCGCCCCCGUGGUUUUGGAGCUUCCAGGCCGGUCAGGGAACCAGAGUCGGGGACGCCAGCAGCAGACCAGUGAUGUUUCCUCUGAGGACGCCGAUCACUCGAGCGGACUGAGGAACACCUGAGCACAGCUCGUCCCUCUGCAGACAUCAUGGACUCUUCAUCAUCAUCAUCAUCGUCGUCUACCUCAGCUGCGGCAGAGACUCCGCCCCCCUCCUCCUCUUCCUCUCCUCCUCCUCGCCUGUCUCUGCAGAGUCCUCAGCUGCAGACCGAGUUCUUCCAAGAGUGUCGGAGAAGAUUUCAGCUUCACAGCGACGUCAGCGAACCCGGAGAGACGCAGACCCCCUCCUCACCUCUGCCCUCCCCCUUCAGCCCCUCUCCCGCCUCCUCCCCCGGCGGCUCCUCGUCCUCUUCUCCGUGCUUGGACAGCAGACCAGUGCGUCUGUCCCUGUCCAGUCCUGAGCUGCUGUCAGAGCUGAAGGACUCCAGGUCUCGGACCCUCAGACACGUCUCCACACACAACGGCCUGACCACAGUCUUCUCAGGGCGAGGGCGAGGAGGACAGGUGUCUGGCUCCGCCCCCUCUACUCCAAAAACCAAUCAGAGGACUUCAAACUGAGCUACGAUCAGUACCAGACUAUGGACUAGGGUCUGAUGGGGAUGGUUUUACUGGAUCAUCGGGGUCACGUCUCUCUCCGUCACUAAAACACCGAAUCCUGUCACCUUUCUGCUCCUUCGCUCAAAAACGCCUCCUGAUGACCACGAAGACUUAGAAUCACCUCUGAGUGUGGUUUUAGUGAAGCACAGCUCUUUCUGUUCAGCUGAAAUCUCGUGAUGUCCCUCACUCACGGCUCAAACCAGCGGACUUCUUUUAUCCACUGAUUUUAAUGAUGAUUGUACGAAGUAAAGAAGUCCUGUAAAGAAAUAAAACUGUUGAAAACGC
Molecule: messenger RNA, 1824 nt
Organism: Cheilinus undulatus (humphead wrasse)
Lineage: Eukaryota; Metazoa; Chordata; Actinopteri; Labriformes; Labridae
Product: putative protein TPRXL
Exons: 5
Coding region: 1033-1500 (155 amino acids)
Source: RefSeq, a predicted model, not a curated record